AUGGAUUCUGGAUCCACAACGGUACCCAGCAUUGUGGUUUAUGUUACUGUUCCAAACAAAGAAGCUGGUAUGGUUCUUUGGAUCUCUGGUUCCUCGUUGGUUCCAAAAGUGAUGAGUGUUUUGACUUUUACAUUGUAUGAUGAUUUUGCCUUUUCUUAAAAGAACUGAUGAAGAUUAUGACAUUAUUCCAGUAUGGUUCGCUUUUCUUCUUCCUCUAAGCUUUUUUUUCAAAUAUCUUAAGCGUUAGUUGUUCUACUUUUGUUUUCUGGUGUCAAAUCUUCAAUGAAACAUGGUUGACACGAUGGGAAGAAUUUUUCAGAUAAUUUAUGAGAUAGGGUUAUAGUUCGAGUACCUCCCCUGCGACUAGAGAGUUUCUAAAACUGUAAGCAUCUGUGAAUCUGACAGUAUUAUGUAAGAUGUACAAGAUUAUACAUAACGAAAAGAAUAUGACAAAUUGAUUGAUGUCAAUCAACAUCGAAUAUAUUGGCUGUUUUGGGAGGAUACCCUUCAACCAGUCGGUGUUUAUGACUGCGUGUUAUUGGGAUCUGUCAAAAGGUAUUAUCUGGCCCUGGAUGUAAAACUUCAUCCCUAAUUUCAAUUUUGAAGUUAAAAAAGGGAUGAACUGUUGUAAUCGGUAACCUAUGUUUUGUGAUCUUGUACUCGUACCUGGGUUAUGUUUGUGAUAACUUGGCCUAUUUUUGAGGGAAUUUCAUCUCCUGGAGAAUCACGAGCCAAAAAGUGUAUUGAAACAUAAUUCCCAAUUGAGAUGGCACCCCUUGUUGAAAACCAUGAGAUGGCUAUUUGUGACAGUAAAAUCUUAGCCACUGUAGGGCCUACGAAAGGAUGCUUCCAAGUUCAUGCUGUAAAAUCUCUUGAUGAUUUGUUAGUGAACUCAAUUUUCUAUCUUUUUUUGCCUUUGUUCUCUGAUCAGCUUCAUCUAAUACUGUCUGUUUUGAAUGAAGGGAAGAAACUAGCAGAAAGCAUUAUCCAGGAAAGGCUUGCUGCAUGUGUUAAUAUAGUACCAGGCAAGUACUCUUGCCUUUUUUUUUUGCUGUACACAGAAUAACGUUUAAAACGCUAUUUGCCAUUUGGUAGCAGAGAGUAGGCUUGAGUAUAGUUCAAGUAGCGUGUCAGUAGACUACCUGAAUAAAUAUAAUUCUGCUAAAGAUUUGUCUUCCUCCAUUAUCAUCGUCUUUGAUCGAUCCUUUUCCGGAGUUUCUGUGGCCUUUUUAAUGCUAAAGGUAUGCCUGGAUACAUAACAGCAGCUAAACAUCCAUUAUCAAGUUUCUUCUGCUUCACAGUAAGUAUUAUAAAACGAAUGUUUUCUUUUUAUUCUAGGAUUUCACGCACUGAAUACAUGUUAGAGUUUUAAUCACAAUUAUUUUACCAUAAAUAAAUGCAAGCAUAAAUAUUGUGGCAAGAAUGUGUAGAAUAUCCCAUAAUUUUCUAACAUAACCAUAUUAUCUUGAUACAUUCAUGUGGGUUUUUCUCUUCAUAAGUAACACAAGUUUUUUGAUGACAAACUGAAAUCUUUUCAUCAUUUAUUUAGUAGGUUAACCAGCGUAUGCUACAGGAAAUGAGACAAUUAAAGUUUGCAUCUUCGUUCAAUGUGAAUUCUUAAGAUCUGCAAUUUUGAGGCUAAAAGCUUUUCUUCAAUGUGAACGCACUGUCUGAUUAAUUAAUGAGUCAAGUUUGUUCUUGCUCCAUCCUUUCAACCUUAAUGAGUUAUUAUUUUUUUUCUAAACUAUUUCCACAUAUCUGGGCGAUGUCUGAUUAAAUUUUUUUUAUCAAAACGGACAUUCAUUUUAUUUAUAGAUAGUUGAACAUCUUGGUUGUAAGAGUAUCAAACUCUGCAAUCCUGACCCCCACAGAUUUAAUGGCAGGUAUUGAAUCAGUCUACUGGUGGGAUGGCAAGGUAAAUAUAUCCAAACAUGAAUAUUUAAGUUAUGAAAAAUCAUGUAGUAUGUUGGAUGUAUCAUUAACUGAUCAAGACCCAAUCUGGCUGGGUCUCUCCCAAAACAUUCAAAGGUGUGUGGAUCAUCAGAUUUUCCCAAUGCAAAUGGGGCAAUUUGACCUGUAUUGGUCAAUCCUGUAUAUGGACAUGAUUAAUCAAGUGGGCACUUUCAGAUGUACAUCUCAACUUGUACGGCUUAAUCUAUUGCUUCAGGUUCAAACGGACUCUGAAGAGCUACUCAUCAUCAAGACCCGGGAAUCUCUGCUGGAAGCACUGACAGAACAUGUCAAGUCCAACCAUGAAUACGAGUAAGAUUCUGUGCCCAGACCUGUUGCUCAUCUCCUUUUUGCCUGGAGCAGGGGCGGCUGAACCAAUGAAAGAUAUGCUCUUCUGUGUGGCAUUGCAGGGUUCCGGAAGUCAUCUCGCUGCCCAUAACUGGAGGAAGUGCCAAGUAUCUGGAAUGGAUCAAGAGCAGCACCCGGGACUAA
Spirodela intermedia is the source of this 2442-nucleotide messenger RNA. The record is from the annotation of a GenBank genome assembly. Lineage: Eukaryota; Viridiplantae; Streptophyta; Magnoliopsida; Alismatales; Araceae.